AAACCUGGCGUGACGGAUCGCCCCGGGCGGGGCUCUGCGCGCCCCGAGGUGGACCUCGCCAGCCGGAGGCCGGAGAGUGAAGUACAGAACGGUAGGAAGCUGCAGCCCUGCGAGUGGGCGGGGCGAGGAGGCCUGGGAUUCGAAAGGAGGUGGAAGGAUACAAGAGUCACCGUCGGAACUACUUUCAGGAGGGGGUCACGUGUGCGCCUAGUUGGGGAACUUUCCAAAUUCCCACUACCCUAUCUCAGUUGCAGCGGCAAGUGCUUCGCUUUCUUUGCUUAGGACACUCCCGCCCGGUAAAGGCAGUGGGACCCCAGUCCCCCACGGGACACAGCGGGAAAGGGGACACAGGCGAGCUUCCCGCAGAAGCGCUGUGUGGCUAGCGCUGGGAAGCUGGUUACACAAGCACCACAUCCAAGCACGUGCCCCCGCCUCCCUGCUCGCUGGCCGCCGCCUUUCCUCGCAGACCGCAAGGGGAGAGUCACCAGGCUGUCACUACUCGCUUGUCAUCCACUGAGCAAGCCCAAGGACCGAUACCUGAAACUCCUCGCCCUUGAUCCGCCAACACUGUGUUCCCAACCGUGGGAGAAGGGGCUGGACCCUGGGGGGUCUGACGCAUCUCCUAGCUGAUUAACGAGAACCCUUCUGGUUCUGUUCUGGAGCAAAAAGAUGUCUCUGUGGCCCGCUACUUGGGUUUGCUGAGUUGCAGCAAAACUCCAGUCACUACCCCUGAACUGGUGAGCGCGCCCCACCUACUGUAAAGUCAGCCAAGUGGCUUUUCUGGUCGGAGAACCUAGUCAAAGGCCAUCAGCCUGGAACGAACCUGUCAAGUCGGCUUACAACCCAGAUUGCUUGACCUAUCACCAAAAGAGCUAGUUCAGAAACGCUGAAAACUGGAACCCAUCUCCCCUCCCCCAUCAACCAGUAUCCACCUUCUGCCUGGGGAGAAUUGGCAUCAAUCAACACCAAUUUAGGAAUUUUUUCUUUUUUAAUUCUUUCCCUGGGGAAGUAGAAAUCAAAACGAUUUUAAUCCAUAAGUUUCUGCCUUGCGACUUAGGCAGUGGGUCAUUUUAGAAAUUUGGGGAAAUAGGAAUGGAUUAGCACGUGUGUUGUAAUAAUUGUGAGUAGGUUCCUAGGAAGGCCUAAAGAGGAUUUAUGAAAUGUAUGAGAAAGAAGAUCGCAUGUGUGUACAUCAUAGUUGCAGGCAGUCCCCAAAGCCUAAAAACCUCAAGAGGCCUACCUCAGAAAGCCACAAGCCAUUACCUAACUCCAAGACUACUAAUUAGACCAGGGAUAUUUACAGUGUUCUUAGAGAUCUCUGAGGCUACUUAAACCUGGCAUUUAUAUAAAGCAUCUUUUUAAGAUAUCUCUGCAGGAGUUAGCAACCUGCUGAAGCUUCAAUGUUGAUAUUUAUUGGAGGCUGCUUUUGUGCAUGGUUCUGGUCCCCUUGAAGGAGGCAGGGACCUUAGGUGCAAAAGGAAAUGGAGAGCAUGCUGGAAACAGUAGAAGAAAGGCCUCCAUUUGGUUUCUAAGUAUGCAAAUCCUGUCAACACAGGCUAGUGUGAGUUAGAGAUUUCUUUAUUUUACAAAUUACCAAGGAUAAGGAGUCCUGGUGUCUAGGUGUUCUACUAGACUACAGGGUAAAGACCUGUGCUGUGCUCAGUUAUCUACUGCUGCUUGAUGGGGAAAGGGGAAAUGAAGAUAAGGCAGUUAGAUCAAGGGAAGUAGAUCGGGGAGGGUAAAAUGUCCCAUAUUUGUGUUUCUCAGGUUGUGAUCUGUCCCCAGAGUCCUUGUUACUUACUAGUCCCGCACUAUUCUGCCCCUCCCCGGGAGCCUACCCCGUGUGACAAUCACUCUCACAGCAUCUGAGCAGCUCUUGAAUCUGCCUCCCUGGAAGAAAAUGAAACGAGGUGCAUUCCUGUCUUGCUAGCUAUUAGCUUUAAGAGAGAGGAUUCUCUUCAGUUCCCAUGGCACAGUUAUUCCGGAGCAGAGAGGAUGUGCAUCACCGCCCUCAAGCACUGGAAUAUGAGACGAGGAAGAAAACGGGAAAUGGGUUUUGCUGCUUUUUAACAUCAGGUCCUUCUACUUCUCUCUAGCGGUGAAUGAAAGGAUCAUCUACACAGCAACAUCAGGUGGAUGUUGGGAGUUGCUGAACAAAAAUCUGCUCCCUUUCUAGCAGUGUUGUGUGUUCCUGAUGUAGCCUUUUUUUUUUUUUUUACUUUUUCCUUCUACUCAAGGGAUGUCCUUACCCAUGUGGUAAACCUGAAACCUAUAAAUGGCCUGGCCCUAUGUACAGAAAAAAAAUUUUAAUAAUUUAUUUUAAGUUAAAACGUAUUAUUGGCUGUACAGAUAUUACAAUACACUGGUUUCCAAGCACUUCAUUUUAUUACCUGUCUGGAUUCAGCAUGCUCUAGGGAGAAACAGAAGCUUGUAACAAAGGGAGAAUUAUAUAAAGCUUCAAGGAGACUAACUAUAUAAAAUAAUUAGAGCAUGAUAAACCAGCUUUAAUUAUAAUUUCUAAUGACUGAUUCCAAAACUGUAUUGUUACUAUACCCAGAGAAUGCCUAGGGAAAAUUUCUUUUCUCAUUUCUUUGAUAAGUGAAAAGACCAGCAACUUGAUGUGGGUGAUAUAAAUAGUUGAUGUGCUCUUUGUAGGUUUGCUAAAAUGUCUUUUGUGUGAUUAUUUUGUCGCUAUAGUG
Heterocephalus glaber (naked mole-rat) is the source of this 2699-nucleotide messenger RNA. It is a transcript of the gene Klln, whose product is annotated as killin, p53 regulated DNA replication inhibitor. The record is from RefSeq and is a predicted model, not a curated record. Lineage: Eukaryota; Metazoa; Chordata; Mammalia; Rodentia; Bathyergidae.